Bombyx mandarina (wild silkworm) is the source of this 663-nucleotide messenger RNA. RefSeq names its product peptidyl-prolyl cis-trans isomerase FKBP2. Gene Ontology annotation, molecular function: peptidyl-prolyl cis-trans isomerase activity. NCBI's taxonomy places the organism in Eukaryota, Metazoa, Arthropoda, Insecta, Lepidoptera, Bombycidae. Gene Ontology annotation, cellular component: endoplasmic reticulum. Gene Ontology annotation, biological process: protein peptidyl-prolyl isomerization. The record is from RefSeq and is a predicted model, not a curated record.
AUUUUAUGUUUAGUUAUUUAUGUGUGUAAACCUACACACGUAAUUUUCAAUUUAUAAAUUUAUGUUUACGGAACAUUCAGAGUUGAUUUAAACCGCAUUUUAGUGUUCAGCAGUGUUUUGUAGCAGUUAAACAAGCUGUGCAACUAAAUUAAAAAAUCAGUGUUUAAAUAAUCAAAGAACAAUGGUUAUGAGUAUGAUAAGAAUUUGUAAUAUUCUUUUAUUUGUGCUGAUUCUAAUGUUUAUGUUUAAGUUAGUGGUAAUAGAAAGUACAGUUUCAAAGAAACUACAAAUCGGCAUUAAGAAAAGACCUGAGGACUGUUCCAUGAAGAGCCGCAAAGGAGAUCUUUUGCAUAUGCACUACACUGGCACUUUAGAUGACGGUACAGAAUUUGAUAGUUCAAUUCCUCGAGGUAACCCCUUAACCUUCAAACUUGGUUCUGGUCAAGUUAUUAAGGGUUGGGAUCAAGGGCUACUUGGAAUGUGCGAAGGAGAACAACGUAAACUUGUCAUUCCACCAGAAUUGGCUUAUGGUUCAGCUGGAGCACCACCAAAGAUACCAAAGUCUGCUACUCUUACUUUUCACGUAGAAUUGGUGAAAAUUGAAAGAAAGGAUGAAUUAUAAUUGUUUCAACUGACAAAUACAUAUACAUGUUUUGAACUGAA